Phytophthora nicotianae INRA-310 is the source of this 1197-nucleotide messenger RNA. RefSeq lists its product as hypothetical. The record is from RefSeq and is a predicted model, not a curated record. The transcript has 2 exons. NCBI's taxonomy places the organism in Eukaryota, Oomycota, Peronosporomycetes, Peronosporales, Peronosporaceae. The coding region runs from base 1 to 1197 and encodes 398 amino acids.
AUGAUCCACGAACGUCUAAUGACCACAGAGACGUCGGUCUCCGCUCGUCACCAUGCCACUGUGGCUGCCACGAAAAAGUCGAAGAAAAAGAAAGAUCGCGUGACUACGGAGCUAUGGGAAGCUGUCAUGCACGAGCAAUGGAAACGGGAGCAACAACGUCGACGUAUGGUCCGUUGGAGACAACAGAAAAAGGAGAGUGUGACGUCCAUGGUUGAGGAACGACUGCGCCUAGAGAGGAGGUUGCAACGCCAUAUCUUGAGAGCUCGGAUGACGGCCGACAGAGUGACGCCCCACUCGUUCGAAGAAACCAUUCGCUUAAUUACCCUCCAAAAGGCUGCGCUGAUAAGAGAAAACUUGGUACUUAUAGAGGCUAUUGCACGACAUGUCAAACUGGAGUCGAUGCUUCAGCGCGAUAUCCAAGAGUUCAUGCCUCGCGUUGACAAACCCUGCAGUGACUCGACUGAAGAACUUACACAGCAAAAAAACAAAAGAAAAAGCCCUACCGCUGGACCAAGAAAAUGGAGAGAAGAAUUUGACAGCAUCAUGAAUAACGAUGACGUCGUCAACUCUGACCGCCACCCAUGCACACAGAGUGUGGGGGAGCUUUUUGGGUGGAAAGUGGACUAUGCACCACUGGUUAGAACGACGGAGGGAAGCGUCAUGGCUCACGCGAUAUUUACAAGACGUCUACAAUGUUCGAUCGAUUACGCUGACAAAGUUUUGCCUCGACUGGACAAAACUUUGUGGCCGAAACUAGUAACUCCGAGGAGUUGGAAUCGUGUACAGACGGGAAGCUACAGCUGCCAAGUGCUGCAGAACUUCCACAAGGACGCGCACGUUAUGGUCUGCAAUAUCCCGGGGGAGGUGAAUCUCCGUUACAUUGCUCUGGCUCAGCACACCCGAGACUUUCGAGCGGAUGGCAAGCGUGUGGACAAAUACACCAUAACGAUCGCAGACUCCGAAACAAAUUCUCGUAACAGGGAAGCCGCAGGAAAGCAGCAAGACGUGCAGUGGGUUCUCGAGGGAGGCACGUGCAUUACAAUCACUGAAGUUGACCGAGGCAUUAUUGACGUCGUGUUUGAUCAGUGGGCGGGGUGCUUGCGUGAAAUGCAUGGUCGACAGUUGUACAUCGAUUGGAUUCGGUUCCCUGUCGGUCUGGAGCAGUAUAUUUCUCCUACGCGAUUGCUAAAUGCUUGA